This is a messenger RNA of Trichosporon asahii var. asahii CBS 2479, 7488 nucleotides long. RefSeq lists its product as uncharacterized. The transcript has 10 exons. The record is from RefSeq and is a predicted model, not a curated record. Bases 1 to 7488 code for a protein of 2495 amino acids. Lineage: Eukaryota; Fungi; Basidiomycota; Tremellomycetes; Trichosporonales; Trichosporonaceae.
AUGCCCGUCAUUUUGCCCACGGAUGAGGGGCCUCUCUGGUACUACAUCUCAACGGCCAGUGUGCGCGAGAUCGACCGCCAGAUCGAGCAGGCGGACGAAACCUACGACUCUGUUUUGUCCAAGCUACUGUUACCCCAUCUGGAGCCUCGCGGUCCGCAACGUCAGCUACUUAUGGAAGAAGAGAGGGAUCUGCAAGCCCGUAUCCCGUCUCCUAAGCAUUGGGAUACGCUCAAUAUCAGCCUGCCUGUGGCUACCUGUCUGCUCUCGGGCUCAUACAACUGGCCGUUUGACCUCCACCAGAGCAAAGAGGCACUGGUCUGGGCUUUGCGAAGAAAACUCGAGUCAUCCACACGACGCAGUCUGCCUACCGACAGGGCUCUAGCACGUUUCCCACGUAAAGUCGAAUCGGCCACCGGGACGACCAAAAGCACGACCGUGUUCGGCCCUUUCAACGACAUCGGACUUGUCGUUGACCUUCGGAGCUGCGAUUGUCUGCCCUCCGAGACAGCUCGCCUGUCGGUGGCUCGCCGGUCGAGAUGGUUACACUACAUUCUCCGUCAAUGCGGACCACUGCCCGUCAUGCACUUUCCACCUCUCAGCCACGUUGUGGGAACAAUGGUAGAACACCGGGACUUCACCGAUGAAGUGGCCAUGGACGUGUACGGAGUCUUCGAUGAGUGCAACAUCGAGGUGCUUGUCCAGGGUGGACUCCUACCCGCGUACGGUGCCGGGCCACCAGUCAAGAGCAAGGCCCUGACAUCUGUAACCAAUGGCGCCGUUCGGCUCAACUCUCUGAACGGUGCAACCGUGCUCUUCAUGGCGUGUUUGCUGCUUCAAGUGGAGGAGUCUGUUCAGAAGCUGCUGGACAUGAAGGUCACCGGUCUCGUCAUUCUGAGGGACAUGGCUAAUCAUGGGCUCGGCUGGAUAAUCCAUUCGCGGGACGCCAGGACAAUUAUCAGCCGCUGGAUGGCCAGCGCCGAGUUCUAUCACAUGGUGCCUCCGCCUACCCCUCGCCUCUCACUCUUCCUCGAGGCUUGGAUGUCACGACCAGACGGACCCUUCAGCGGAGACGAGCGCGUUACCCCUAUCCGGCUCUUCCGGUACCUCAGCGACCUCAAUCCCCCCGAGAUAGACAGUGACGACUUUGACCCCGAACGCUCGACAGAACGCAUGUACAUUCGGAGCGGCUUGUUCCACGGGGCGGCGGCGGGUUCCGCGGUCGCACUUUUCCUUAAAUCAGGUGCACCAUGGCUGAGGGACAAUAGUCCUGAGACCUACAUUGAUCCCGUUGCCGCUAAGGCGCAGGCCGAGAAAUGGGUGCAGAACCUUGUGAACAGAUCUCGGCUCUGCGGCGGCGCGAAAGUGCUUACGGAGGAGGUGGGUUUGGCCCUCAAGAGGUAUCUCAGCCAAGAACUCGAUGGCUUCGCGGAAGAUGCUCUGGACAGAUUGGAGGAACUCGACAAGGCUAUUUGCAAAAGUCUCGACGCCUUCAAGUCGUCCCCGCAGGGAUUCGAUAAGGACACCUUUCUGAAGUACUUCUACCGCGGCUUCCUCGUCGCCGUCACUGGUGGGCGCAUUCGUGAUGAGGGAGCCGGGCCAAUGGCAUGGUAUUCAACAGACCUUCGGACCCAGCUGCAGCGCAGCCGCCACUUCCUCCUCGGCCUGCCUUCCUCCAGUGCGUUGCAUCCGCCGUCCACCGCUACCCGCGCCGAGGACGGCUGGCUACCCCGAGUUCUUCUAGUCGCAGCCGUCUGCAUUCUUACUAUCGGUGCCAUCCUGUGGCCCUCGAAGCAGUCUGGUUUGGGGAUGCAACCGGGCGUCCCUCAAGCACUGGCCCGUGACGAGGGGCGCAUCGGUUUGGGGAUCAUACAGGCGAGUUUCAAAGCCGGCAAUGCCGUGCAUCUAAAGGAGGGCGAGCAGGUGUACAUUCUGGAGACGACAUUCCACGAUUGGUACAAGAUUGAGAACCUGGACGGCGACAUAGGGUACCGAUAUUGCUACCCGAUCCAUGUAGUCUACCACGGCCUAUGUCAGCUGCGUCGUAUUACAACCUGGAGACGGCGUUCCUUGGUUGACACCUUGUAUCUUUCCAUCGUAGAACCGCGUGGUCAGGGUAAAGCUGUUACCGUAGCGAGAAGGGAAGUGCAUGUGCCAGGCGUUGCAAAGCUGGAGCUACACCUCUGGCAACAUACGGGCGCGUGCGACAAGCCCCUGCGACAACCCGACUUCCCAUGGGACCAUGUCGGAGGUCAGUUCAGAGCCAUUGCAGCCCUAACUAACUUUGCAGAUGAGCUUGUGAAGUGGUUAGGAGACAUGCAGCCUUGCAAGUGCCAGCCGCUCAUCGCCUACUUAGGAGAGCAUCCCUUGGACAAGCUGCUAGAGAUGAUCAAGGACUACCGCUCGACUGGCAACGUACCCACUCGCACCUGCGCGUGCUCAAAUCCCCCAAGCAAGCUUAGCCAAGGGGCCCCUCACGACCUCCCCAGUGCUACUUGUCGACUCUUCCCAAAUGGUGGAGACAAGGCCGCGUGGCCGUUUGAUAUCGACGAGCCCAAGUGUACGGCACUCGACUGGAUCAUCAACCGUCUGAGGGAGAAGCAGGCGAUGUUGGAGAUGGAGAAGGCCUGGGUGGAAUAUCAGCACAUGGAGUGGCACCCGUCGAAAGCUUUCGAGCCCAGUGCUCGCUUCCCUGGCACGCGCGAGCUGUAUGGACUCCGGAACAGCAGCGGAAACCUCUUUGGACCGAUCAAAAGUCGAUCUCUUGACGUUGAGACUGUACUCGUCUUGAAGCGUUGCAAACUGCGAGCCUCAAGUGAUACGUCACCCUCCUCAUGGAUGUCGUACCUUGAUCGCGACGUGCGAAGCCAUCCCUCAAGCCGACCAAUGCUCCUCACCCCUGCCGUUGGCGUCAUGGUUUCCGAGCCGGAGUUCAGAGACACAGAGGCUCGUUCGCUGUUCGCGUCACUCGAAGGGUGCAAGGUCAAGCUUCUCCCCGCUGACAGCUGGGAGAAUGCGACAUUCGCCCGUCCCCGCGGCAUCGACCACAGCGACCCUAUCACCUUGCGCGGGAUCAGGGGCCCGACCAUUCUCUUUCUGGGCUGCUUUGUGAUCGGCGACCGCCAGUCCACAAACAAGCUUCUGCUCAUGCGGGAGACCGGAUCCAUCAUUUUGCACGACCUCCUCGACACAGAUCUCGUCGGCAUCGUAGAGGGGAGACUGAACGACCUCGUCAAGAAGACCUUCGCGGCUGCCAUGGAGUGCAGCGCCGAUUGGAGCCUUCACGAGCUCUGCCUCCGGUUGGCACUUUGGUUCCGCGUCUGGAUGGCCGAGCCCAAGAUCGUACAGCUCUGCAAACAGAGCGUGCAGAUGCCUCUCGACAGCCUCGUGCAGAUGAUUAACGAGGUCUGGAAGCCUGAAGUCGGGAAUUGCAGGCUGUUCGCCCCAGACACGGAUGAGGGGUGGGAAGACACCGCCGAGGUGACUGCGAUCGGUGUUUACCACGGAUGUGCUGUAGGAGCCGUGGUCCUGGCGGCGCUGAGGAAGAUCGGGAAAGCUGAGGACCGAAUCAACUCGUCGGAGAAGACCGCAGAUCUCACGCAUGAGUGGGUUACGAACGCCAUAGCUGUUCUCACCGCCGUGUUCAAGGCUGGUGCUGCUCUGAAGUUGGACGAAUCGAAGAAGCGCAUCGUAGAGCGCCUGAACCGAGACCUACUGAAGGCGAAUCACGAUGAGAUCUUCCAUCUCAACAAGAAUCUCCGCCGGGUCCGAGACAACCUCACCACCAUCGUCGCGUCGUAUGCCCACCAUAGCAUUCUGGACGGCGAACGCCUCAGAGCAGCUUUCGGACAAGCAUUCACUGCUGUGGUGACACAGGACGUCGAUGUUCAGGUUACAGACGUCAUUGCGUUCUUCCGGAAUGACGACUGCAAGGAAGAUCUUCCCACCCUUCGCCAUGGAUCCAUUCAACACUUUGACGCCCACUUCAGCCGCGCCAUCUUCGAGGAUUUGGGAUCUCUUAGGCUCCUCUCCUACACGGCCAGGGACUUUGAGACCAUUCCACGCCUCAGGAAAUGUCUGAAGUCUGGGCCAUCGGCUCGCAAUGACUAUGGUCUCAAACGUGUCGUACUUCAGCUCAAACGGCAGGUGGAGGUACAGAAGCAGUGGCAGGAGGAACAGAGAAUUGCCGCAAAGUCCAUCGAGUCGACUCCGGCCACGAGCAAGACAGGCGCCCCUGAGCCCCGAUCCACAGCAGCCAGUACACUGGAGUACGCACAACCGCCCACUAGGGUGAUGGCCUCGCUUCAAUCGUUUGUCGCCUUCUUGAAGACCAGUGCCAAUUCAGUCAACUUGCACCGGGUAGCGAGUACGCUCUCCUUUGCUACCUUCCUUCUCGCCAUCUGGUUGUCGUACUCGGUUGCCUCGAUGGGUGCGGUCAAACUCCCACAGUCCUUCGCCUCUUGGUCUCAUUUGAGCGCCGGCGAUGGUGUUAUCUUAUCCGUGCCAGCGACGGUGGCGAAAGUCACGAACAGUUACGACGUUAAUGCAUCACGCCGGGUGUCACCAGGUGACACCGUUGAGCUGCUAACAGUCCCUGCCAAGGGAUGGUACAUGAUCAAAGUGCAGGGGAGCGACGAAGAAGGAGCGAGGGGUUCUGGUCACACAUUAGCUGGCCGCUGGGCGCAAGGACCCAUGCACAGUGCCCUAUUCCACGGUCAGAUCUAUGUCCUGACCGUCUGCUUGCUGUUGGUCUUGCUGAUCGAGGUUCUCAGGGUAAUCUUUAUCAGGCUUGCUCGGCGUCCCUUUCGGGCUUUAUCAUCCGGCCAACUCAGGGUACCUCCUACUGAUAAGACUGCGGCCAAGGCCAUAAGGAAGCAUGCACAAAUGCCGGACCGCGAGUUGCGCACUGAAUUUGCCAAUUGCCUCGGGUUGCCCGAAACAAAGGGCGUCGUCUGUUCCCAAAUCAAGAGCAUCACGGCCGUCUAUCGGACGGUUCCAAUCAGGAGCGAUCGCUUGGCAUGUCCCACACUGGGCGGGGACCGGGAGCGGACGCAACCUGACAACCUGUGGAGUACCAGACAGGAGUCAGAUGGCAGCAUGACUACGUUGGCCGCUGGUUCCUGUCCGCCCUCCCUCUUCACGCAUCCCGUCCACCCAGCCCGUUUCUCUCGCCCUACUAGUCCUAUCCUUCCCAUCGCGACCGCAACAUCUCCUGACUACUCCCACUCCGGAAAACCUUUGCACCAAUUGGCUUCGGAAGCUCUGGUUGAUAUAUCGCCAAGGUCAUUGUCGCAGGGAAAGGGACCGCCCGAGUCUCCGUGGUUCCACGUCUCCGAUGUCGACUUGUGUUCCGAGAACACCAUCUCCAAGGGCAUUCGCGACAUCAUUGAUGGCGGCUGCGGGGACGACACGAUCGCAAGGCUGUCCAACUACCGCGGCGGCUACUUCUUCUGCGCCUGCCGCACAUGCCGCAAGACUCGAUUUGUCACCGGGACGCCUUUCAUUCUGACGCCUGAGCUGGACCAGUCCGCUGUCGGCCGUCUUUUGCCCUAUCACGAAUGGCCGUUCGAUCACCAGGGAGGACCCGGUCUGGUGCACUGGGUUGCACGCCGUUUGCAGGAGCACUACAAUCAUCACCACUGGAUCUCGUCGAGCGCACAGUUCCCCCUCCCUGGACAACAAGGGCCUGAUCACACUCAAGACGCCCUCCGCUCAACCGAUGCGUUCGAUCCCCGAGUCCGCGAAAGCACCGAUGAGGUUUCAGCACCAUGGAUAAGACUCAUUCGCUACCAAUUGCCCGAAGGCGAUCCUCCAACCAACCUCAUGGCCAAGUGGCUUCCGUAUCUCUACCGGGGACCCGUGCCUGAAGGGGCAUACCGUAGGUUUCCUCCUCUCAACUGCGCUCUUAUGACAAUGUUGUCGGAGCCUGACUGGCGAGAAAGAGCAACUCUUCAGCUCUUCGGAACGUUUGACCAGUGUGAUGUCGAGAUUCUGGCGACCUGCUCCGCCGAUCACAUUUCCUCGAGCACUGAUAGUGUACGCAGUGACCGACCAGCGGUGAAAGUUCAUCUGUUGAAAGGGAUAAGCGGUGUUACCGUUUUAUUUCUCUCAUUGGUUGACUCCCUUCCAGUGAUAGAUCUCCUCGCGUCACUAAACAGCGGAGGACCGGUGGUGACAGAUCUCCUUCGGUGUUUUGGAACUCCGCUGCUCCCAGAAGACCGCCCUUUGAAGCGAGCCUCACCUUCGAUACUCUCACCCACGAGCCGCGCACUUGUCCGACUCUGCCGGAGCUCAUUCCUGUCCAUAUCACAAGCCCGCCGCUUCUCACACCGCAUAAUGCAGCUGAUGCAGAUCUGGCUGAGCCGUCCGGUAAUCUCUCUCAGACUUUCCACAAGUGUGUCUCAAGAUCAGGAUGCGUUGAGAGAGCUUCAGUCUUUGUUCCGUCUGCCCUUCGGCUUCAUUGAUCAUGAAAGCAAGGGCCAAGUCAACGCGGCCACUCCCGAAACAAACACAACUUUUCAAGCAUACCUGUCUCAGAUGGGCAUCUUCUACGGCUGUGCCAUCGCUGCCGUCAGCUCAACAACAUUUACCCCAUCACAUGAGCAUCUGCUCCGUGAAGAAACACCGACAGAUGAGCCCACGGUGAAGACAGUGUCCACGGUCACGCCUGCAGAUUCCAUCGCUGGACGUACAUGUUUACGGGAGACUGCUUCUAGGCACGGCCACGCUGAAGUAUCCUCAAAUAUCGCAGCCAGCAUAGAGUCAAAGGAGAGCCAGAAACCCCUUGGCAGAUUGACCAUGCUUUUACUUUCGUUACGUCAGGGAGUUAUGAGUCGGAUAGAGGAGCUGCAAGUUCUAGACGAAAGGAUCAGCGAUCAUUUCAAGGUCGGCCUUGGGGGGGUUGGGUUCUACGGCCACCUGGCUAGAACUAUACUAGAAUUGCUCCCAGAUGAAGGACACAAAGCUCAGGUUCGAAGCUGGCUGGCAGCUUCCAACAAUCAAGAGUACCUCCGCUGCUUGAGUCCACCCCGGCAGCGCUCUACCAGCACAGAUUUGACUGCUCCAGUCUGCACGGUGAAGGCUCAGGAAUCUAGCGGAGGAGGACGGGCAGACGACAGCGUGAUCGACAGCACCCUGUCCAGCAGCCUCUCACAUGGGUCAGGUCCCCCUGAUUCUCCCUGGUUCUUCGUUUCCGAAUUCUUCUUCGAUUGGUUGCAGCUCGUCGAUACCUGCCUCGAAACGCCCAUCACUCCCAGAUUGCAACGUCUCGUUCUAAAGACAUACAGUGGGGACACUUACGCUGAAUUCAUCGGGGCUUUGAUUCGCGAUCUUUGCGGAAUCAUCGCCCCCCCAAGACAUCGAUUUCUGGGGUGCCGAUGUCCUCAGUGCUGUGGUAUCAUACCAGAACAUGGUAGAUCGCACGGGCCUGUUAUCUUUUCUCCUACCCCACCCAUUGAGACCACUGCCAAGCUGCUCCCGCACCGCGAUUGA